UUGAGCAUGUCCAAACGGCAAAAAGAAGAGGUCUUCAUCUCAGAUGACAUACUUUUUACGCAUUUUCACUUCGUACAAAUAAACCUAAUACAAGUGAAUUAUGGUGCUGAAAUCUCUAAAACGGUAAAUCGUAUCGCAGAAAGUGGAUUAUCUGAGAAAAUUGACAGAGACGUUCUUGAUGAAAAAACAAGAAUCUACUCCUUCUACGAUGAUAAGCCAAUCGAUAAUAAUGAAGAACCUCUGAAAAUAGAUGAUAUUACGGGUCUACUCUAUUUAUUAGUUACAGGAUAUUUGAUUGCUUCUGUAGUAUUCAUUACGGAAAUUCUUUUAAAGAAGAUAAAAGAGAUUACAAGCAGAAAAUGCAGAGUGAGACCAUUUCAUAUUGAUAAUUAAUUUUUAAUCAUAUUUGUAAAUUAAGUCAAUAAUGCUGUAUUCCUUUUAAAUGUUAUUUGUUUUUAUUAACUUUUUUAUUAUAUUCUACUGUUUUAAACAACAAUACUCAUAAAAUGUGAUAAAACAAAUUUCGACGAUUCACACUUAAGAUUUUUUAAUUGUUAGCUUGUACAUUAAUGAUCAGA
Molecule: messenger RNA, 578 nt
Organism: Centruroides sculpturatus (bark scorpion)
Lineage: Eukaryota; Metazoa; Arthropoda; Arachnida; Scorpiones; Buthidae
Exons: 2
Coding region: 7-393 (128 amino acids)
Source: RefSeq, a predicted model, not a curated record